Molecule: messenger RNA, 12540 nt
Organism: Nomia melanderi (Alkali bee)
Lineage: Eukaryota; Metazoa; Arthropoda; Insecta; Hymenoptera; Halictidae
Source: RefSeq, a predicted model, not a curated record
UGGCGGCUCGUGGCCGGCGACCGGCUCGUGGCCAAUGGGAGACGCGAGUGCGCGGGUGCGCGUUACCGAGCUCGAGCCGCCGGGCUCUUCAGAGCGAGCGUGGACGUUCACCGCAACACCGCACCGUGUCGCGUUGCGGCCUUAGCCGUGGUUGCGCUCGUCCGAUUUCCGGUUCUCGCGAUUCGCGACUCACGACUCACGACUCACGGAUCCGUGCCUCGAGCAGUUCCCCGAGCAGGCACCCUGGUUUUCCCGACGCGUCGCCAGCUAUCUCGAAACGAUUCGCGAAUGCUCGUCCCCGUGGUGUUUCCGCGAGUCUCGAUCGAAAGCGUACAGGACUCGCGCGGCGUCGCGGCGAUUCGCCUCCCGGCCGGCCGCUCGCCGGAGAGAACGGACAUGAGAAAUUGCCACGCGGAGCAACGAGGAAUCAUUGCCAAGAGGAGACGCGGAAGAUUAGUACAGUGCUUACCGAACGGUGGUGGUGUCGCCGCGCGAUCGCGAGUUACGCGUAUUCGGCCGACGUAAACACGCGUGCGACACACGCGGUUCUCUCGGGCAGACGCGACGCGACGCGACACGUUUCACCGUCUCGUCGGUUCGUCCUGACGGUUCGUCGGUUCAUCGAAGAGGAAGGAGCAUCGAACGGCAGGCGAGAAUAAUGCCGAGUGCGGGCUGAUUUCCCGAAUCGAAAAGGACUUUUCCCGAGGACCCCCCCAGAUCAUUGGAAUUCCCGAGGAACCUCGUUUCACCCGAGCCCGGAACACAAAGGUAUCUCGUCGCCCUGAAAAAUGUCCGAGAUCUCGAGACCUCGUGUCGAUCGUUCGAGAGGAAUUCCCUGGUAACCGGCGGCGAUCGGGAACGAAAGGAAUCGCAGGGAUACGCGACCGGCAAACGGCUGCUGCUCGACAACACCGAGAAAAGGAGGAUUAUUGGACGACGAAACGACGAAACGGCGAAGCGAAACGGCGCGGAUGUUUGAUCGAACGGUUUCUCGACUCGUGCUUUUUCAGAACAAGAUGUCAAUGACUGGGAGCUUGAUGGGCUAUGAAAAUAACAACGAGGUGAACCAAGCGAAAUGCAAAAAACCAUUGAAGCCGCUUCCGAUCGUGUCCAGCAUAAACUCGAGCGGCGCCGCUGCGACGAGCAAAGUGAAAAAGACGCGCAGCUCGAGCAAACGAAACUCGUGCAUACGAGGCCACGUGAACAGCUUGUGGUCCGUUUGGUACGGCAUCCUGGCGGUUUCUCUGCAAGCUUACAUCGGCCUGAGAUACGCGAAGAGGUUCGCCGCAUACGUCUCGCUGCCAUGGCCGGCGGAUGCGCCUCCCCCAAAGUUGGAAUUGUACGCUUGUCUGGUGUUGGCCGGCACCGGGGUGGUUCUGCUUCCGGUGCUUCUCGGCGCGGCGUUUCUGAAACUCGGCAACCUGGCCAACGAUGGGAUCAAACUUGGCCGCCAUUUGAGCGCGUGCUCGCGCGAUCCGCCCUCCUCGUUGCUCGCCAACAAUCACGACCACAGUCUGGCGAACAAUUUAUGGCGACACGGGGGCCCUACAGCGGCGUUCGUGCACCUUUGCACGGCCAUGUGCUUCCUCCUGCCUUCGCUGCUCAUGGAAGCUAGGCUCAUACAUGCCGGAUUUUUGCCGAAAGACGCAAUAUGGCGAACGGACCUCGACUGGGUUGUGAUUCAUCGCGAUCGACUGGUCGUGUCCAGUUUCCUGAAUCCGAACGUGAACCUGAGCAUUCUAACUGGUUUUAUAACUCCUCAGCCUUUCGUUACUUUAACGCCGCACCAGGAAAUCGAGGAAUCGCCGGACGACGUCGUACCGACACCGGGCGCGACGGGCGUCGGGAUCGACGAUGCCGUCGAGUCUCGUCCCGGGGACGCGUCGGGAACGUUUCUCGGCUCGUUCCGUUCCACGAGUAUCGGACAGAUUCCGUCGAACGCUCGGUUUUUAAAUACCACUCCGAGAACGAUCGCGAACGGUCGCAACGCGGACGAGUCUUCGAGGGCGGAGAACGGCGGCGCGACGUCGGUCAAAGUAACGGCCGCGUCGACCGCGUCGAAUCUCCCCAAGGAGACCGGGCCAGAGCUGACAACGAGGAUGAUCGCGACCACGAUAGAACCGGCGACGAGAGCCAAGACGAGAGCUCGCGCGUCGAUGCCAGCCACCGCCGCUACGACGCCGGUAACGGCAGGCUCGGCGAAUACGUCGACGAUUACCGCGAUCUUAAGGUCGGCGAAUGCAACCUCGAGAACCUCGAAGAACGCCACGGACAAAUACGCGGCCGCCGCUAGACGGCCAACCGCGAAGACCAUUCUCAGAAACGCUCAUUCGAAGAACAGGUCGAAACCGAAGGGUUCGGCGAGAGUCUCCUCGACCGUCAGACCCGUUAGAUUGGCCAACGACGGAGGGAACAUGUCGGCGCAGACCAUGGCGCUGACGAUGAACAGUUUAGCCGAUCUGGACCAUCCUGAAAAAUUGAAUCUCGAAAUCGAAACCGCCGAAACUUACGGUCCCGUUACUUUGGAGUAUUUGAACUACGCCGUGGCUCUCGCAGUGUACUCCGUACGGUAUCCGGCGGUAUUUUGGUCCUGCAACAAGGCGUUGGGCACAAUUUUCAGCGUUCAGUUGGUCAUGAACUCGGCGCAGAGCUUGUUAGCGUACGUCGGCAUGUCCGUUCUGUACAAGGUUCAAGUUGUGGGACCGUUGAAAGUGUUGCCCGUUCUUCGACAACAAUACCGGACGCUGUCGGGGUCCAGUAGCGGCGGCGCCGGCGCCGGCAGCGGCACCGGCAACCCGGGCAACGCGGCCAACGCCGGCAGCAGCGGAAACAGCAUCGCCGCCGCCGGCUCGUCCAUCACCGGUACCACCAGCAUAUCAACGAUUUUCGGAGAUUCCUAUUUCCUAUUGAAUCCGCACGUUACUCUCGUCCUGUUCGGUCUCUCCUCUCUUCUAGUGCUGUGUUCCAGCAUGGUGAUGUACUUUUACGCUUACGGCAGAUUCACGGCCUUCCUGAAUCAGGAGCGCGAACGACGAGUGAUUCUGCCGAAGGAGAAUCGCGAGCGGAACGGCUGGGUGUAUUUCAUCCAUUGCACCGCCCUCUGCGUGUUUCUGGCGAUCGCGAUCUGCAGCGCGCCGUUGCUCUACGACUACAGCGUCGUGUAUCGCGCCAGCCUGGACGGCGCGAUAUUGGCGUGCAUCGUUGCGACCGUUCUCCACCUGUUCCUGUGGCUGCUCGUCUGGAUCUGUCUGACCAUAAAGCACCGAUGGACGUUCAAGCUCAGGGUGACGAUCGGUCGCGCGACCGUCCGAUCGGCGAGGUCCGUGAAGCUCGUGACCGACGUUGAUCUACUGUCGGCCAAGGACGAGGAGGACGGCACCAGCGCGCCGUUGCUGGUCGUGGGUAACGGUCGGACCUACACCAUUGCCGACGCGUCGCCGAAGAAGGCCAUCAUGAGCGUGAUACAGAAGGCGGCCAUCGAAAGGAAGGCGCGCGCCCGAGGGAACGCGGACUGCGUCGAUGGCGACUCGACGGCAGACGACGAGCAGAUCUACUGGUUGAGGCCUAAACUUCGACCGUCGCCCACGCAAUCGCCGAGCAACGCGAACGGUGCACCGACCAUCGAAAAGGGCUGGCUGAACAAGAAAUUGAAGCCCAAGGUCACCUUUAACGACCUGCCUAGUACGUCAGGCUCGCGUAAUAAGGGAAAAGCCAGACGAGGUGGCGGUGUCGGCGAUGGAGCUGGGCCCGAGGAUGACGGAGAUUACGCUACGCUACGAGAAUUACCGUUGAUCACGUCUUUAGAUCCUGCCGACGAUUCAACGUCCGAGGAGAACAAGUUGCUCGAGUGCGUAAACGACGACCAAGUGACUUACUACGCGAGUGCGAACCGCGAUCUACAACCUUCGGAAGGUGAUCCCUCGCCUCUCUUGACUCCAGACCCUAUGUCCGAUCCCGCCUCGGAGCCGCUUCCAUUGCCACCUCCGACUCCAACACGCGCACCGAGCACCGAAGUUAUCACGGCGUCACUAACCACUAACAUUCAGACGAACGGAGGACAAACGCCUCGCUGCUUGCGCCGAGCAGACUCGGGGAUGCCCCACGACGAGUUGACGCCUCGCUCGGAUUCCUCCAACUCACCGCCGUUGGAGGGAGCGGGCGGCGGCAGCGGAGCUGGCUCGGUGGCCGGGCACAGCAACGGGAGCAGCCACAGCGAAACCUCGUCGAGCGGAGUGCACAGCAACGCGAGCAACGCCAGCAACGCCAGUAACGCGAGCAACGCCAGCUGCCAACGACGAGCGACCAGCGUCGACGACUUGACCGGCGAGCAUCGAGUCGGCGAGGAGCCGCGAGAACAAUGGCGCAGCUGUUCCUUGCAGCGGGGCGUUCAACCACCGACGGCCGUCACCGGUACCUUUUCGUCGCCGACGGGCCGACCCGGUGCCACCGGCGGUGGCCAUUCUUUCGCACCGUCGCACUACGCGAAUCACGUGUCGUUGCUGGCGAACGCGAACGCAAACGCAAGCGCGAACGCAAACGCGAACGCGAACGUGAACGCGAACGCGACCGCGAUCUUCAGCGACGCGGUUCCCGGCUCCGGAUCCGGCUCCGUUUCUCUGACCGUCACCGUCUCCGGCUCCGGAGCCAGCUCCGGCUCCAGUUCCAGUUCCGGUCCAAUUCCCGGUUCCGGCACCGGCACCCCUUGUUCGGCCGUUAUUCUCGAGAAUCCGAACGAAGCGACGGUCGUCAUCAGACGCAAAUUAUCGAGGACGAAGCUAACGGAACCGUUGAACCCGAACGAAGAGCCGUUUGGUCGUUCGACGAACAUGAGAAUGACGUCGUUCACGGAGAGCAACGACAUUCGGGUGCACGCUUCGUCCGCCACGUUGCCUCAUUACCCGACCCAACCGAUCGUCACCUACCCCCAUUGCUCGACCAUGCCGUUGCCCCACGUGUCCCACGCGAGCGUCGCGGGCUCGCACAUGAGCGGGUCGAGCGGCAGCUGCGGGUCCGUGCCUCGGCACGCGUACGUCGCGCAUCCCCCGCAGAUGCACUCGAGCACGGUCCCAGCGCACACGACGUUGCCCUCGCACCAUAACGGCGUUAGACUUUUGCACCCGGUACCGGCCAACAAUCCCUUCGUCAAGCGAUUCCCACCCGUCCCGCUGCACGCGCAAACUUGGGCUCUUCCGGGUCACCACACGUUCCCUCAGACACCGCAGACGAACGGCAAGCUGUCGGUGGCUGCUCAAAUCAGGCAAACCGACCGCGACUCGGCCAACUUCUCCAUGGCCAGCAGCGGCGAUUCGGACACGUGUUUACCUCAUUAGAAUUCACUCGCGUAUCAUCCCAUCCCGUCCCAUUCCAUGCCAUUCCUUCGCAUUACACCGCAUCGCGUCACGUCGCAUUCUAGGUAGAUUUUUCAUAGACUCUUUCGAAGGAAACGACCACCGCAAACUUGUCGAACGAACAAAAGGUUUAUCGCGCGAUAGUUGUUUCAAUGCUACCCGGACUUCUAUAUCCUCGAAUGAUAAAGAUUGCUUUUCGCGUCUACCGGACGCACGGUUACAUAUCAAACACAUUUCUGUUUCACCGAAGCGGAGAACGCGGAUCGACCAAAGUAAAGGUCUAUUUUUAAUACGGUCGCGACUCUUUACCAAAUGUUCAUCAUAUCAACCGUUUCCCGAUGCUUCGACCAAUAAUUAAGACGAAUAUUGAAAGUGGAUUUUUCCCGAUAUCGACGACCGUGAAAACGCGCUUGACAAUAGAACGCGAGUAUCGUCUCGUUGCAAACAUAUCUCGCGAGUUUAGGACCCCGUUUCUCGUUCAUCGUCGGAUGCGAGCACUCGAAAACUGUUCCCCCCCUUCGGGAUUGAAUUUCAACUGCGAGCGAUCCGCUAAUUUCGAUGCGAUCGGGCGAAGCCAAUCGGAAACGCGAUGCGGUAGACGAUGCGCGAUACUCUUACCGAAUAAUCGAUUUUCCGGUUAAUUAUAAUACUCGACUGUAAUACUCGCGAUUUGCUUUUAGAAAUCACUAGCAUCCGAGAUUUCCAAGUAACCCUCGAAAACGGCGCACGAAUCGUGUGUCGUUCGAUUCUUUACAAAUACCUCUCAUUAUUAUUACUAUUAUUAUUAUUAUCUUUACCACUACUACUACUAUUGUUACUACUACUACUACUACUACUACUACUAUUACUACUACUAUUACUACUACUACUACUACUGCUACUACUACUACUACACUGCUACUACUGCUACUACUAUUACUACUGCUACUACUACUACUACUAUUAAUACUAUUAAUACUACUAUUAGUUCUUCCAUCUCCGAGGACUGUAUAUCUCGACUAUCGCCAACAUCCGAUAAUCUAAGGGAUGGUGAGAAUAUCUUGGCAUCUUCUGUGAUUGGUUCCGGAGUUAGUGGUUUUAACAGUUUGACAGAUUCGGCGGAUUUCCGUUCCAAGAAUACAGUAGCCAUACAUCUGGAUUAUUAUGAAAUUCUGGUGUAGCGGUUAACCGCGCGCACCGCUGGUAACAGAAAAACGGUAUAUUUCUCAUGAAUCGGAUGACACCACGGGAACGUUAUUUCUUUUCUUUCGCCGACUCGUUAGACGUAUACGCGAUCCAUUCGAGACUUUCGAGGCCAGAAAUACCGCGGCGAAUGGUCGUUCGAUUUUCCAGGCGCAUAGACAUGUCCAUUAUCGAUCAUCAUCGGGUUUCCGAGAAUUUCCUGAUACUCGUAGGUCUUACUCGGCGAGUCCUUGCUACGGUACGCCAGGUACGACGUUCCGACUGGGUGAUAACUAAUUAGUUACUUUAAUCGGUCAGUUGAUCGAUUAAAGAAACGAUACACUGGAGAAAUCAGUGAAGCGCUUAGGCAGAUGCAGAGAAAGUGGUAGACGGAAUCGAGUUCGUAUUUUCAGACUCGUAGGUCUUGAAUUACGAUCAGGUAUUCUGCCUAUACCUAUAAUUAAGGAUCCGAUAACUCGCUUUUCGCGCGUGCUGUCUCGCCCAACAUUUUCGCUGCUAUUUCUUCCGGUUUAAACUCCUUUCCCGACAGCUGUUCCGUGCGCGCGAGCGCGUGUUCGGACGAAGAUUCGGGGACGGCGUUUAAAAGCGGAAGCAAAAUGUAAACGAAGGAAAACUAGGUUGUAAAGCGGAUCGAUGCGACGCCGGUCGCACGGUCCGAUAACGUUAGACGAGAUCGGCACGCGACGGCUACUUAGGAAAGAUUAAGGGAACGACUACUGCCAUUAAUUACGAAGAUCUAGGGAUCUCUAUUAUAUAGGUAUUUACUUUUUCGAUCGACUGCCACGUUGUUUCGUUCUUUCGCGGAUUCACGGGGGUCAACGUUUACGGGCGUCGAUGCGUUUCGCUUUCUUCCACCGCAACUUCCUCCCGCGCCAAUGCUCGUAACGUACGCGAUUUUACUUUAGUUUUCCAGCUCUGCAAGUAUCUUCGAAGACGCGUGAGACGAUGAGCGCGCGAUAUACCGGUCGAAUGCGUCCGACCACGUACACGCAUACGCUGUCGUGCAAUGCAUCAACGUCGCGCCAAUAUCCUUCACCGAGAAGCGAUUCGGAAUGGCCCGAAGCCCCUUUCGACCGAUCGAACAACCUACGCGUGCGUUUUUGCGUCUACGUUCGCGUCCGCGUUUGCGUUCGCGUUUGCGUUUGCGUUUGCGUUUGCGAAUCGACGCGACGAGACUCGUCGUCUUUGCUCGUUAUCGACAUUUCAAGUUGGUGUUUCGCGCUUCGACGAUAAAGCGAAAGGACAUGUACAACGAACGUAUUCUUCGUGUUUUUCUUUCGUCGGGGGAUGGCUACGAUAACAGGAACAGAGGUUUUUCACGCGCGUACGCUUGUAGCAAAUCGUGACGCAUUUAAAAAACAGAUGAUAGUAUUUUUGUGAGCGAUCUUUACAAACGAUUCGGUGUGCACACGCAAUAACGAGAGUAACGCGGCACGGUAACAAAGAUAAACCACACGAAACUUUUAGAGGAAAACGUAAAUGCGAUGCACGUUUGUGUUAGUCGAGAGGAAUUAGAGGAUUUUCUAUUACAUUAGAAACGCUGCUCAAAGAGACGCGAAGGAACAAAGAGUAUCUUUAUUUUCAAGAAUUUUCUAACCGUCGUGAACGGAGUGAGUGUCGUAGUGCUAGAAAACUCGGAGAAUCCCACAGGACACGCGUAACUGCUGGCACGUUGCGGUAGACGCGUUUUCCGAAGUAUCCCGAGCGAAGAUGGAAUCAAGAUCGUAGUCGACUUCGAAUCACGUGCAAACCGAUUGUACAGGUGUCUCCUUUAGACGUGAUCGAGUACAGCCGAGUCGAGUAGAUGUUUAAAUCGUAAUCACAUGUAUUUUUUAUGCACUUUUUGCGCUAACGAAACCGACCAAGUCGAUCGAUUUUACGCAACGCGAACGCGCGUCGAACAAUCAAAUGCGUUCGGCUGCGGAUCUAUUUUCGAAUAGUGUUAUGAUUCGUCGAUUGGCGUCGAUCCCUUAUUUCCCAUGGAACGUCACCCUCACCUCCCCCAGUGCGUCCCGUUCAACGGCCAGGCCCCGAUCGCAAUGCCGAUUCGGUAACGGACCGGACACGAACGAAACAUCUCUUGUCUCUCUGAUUUUGUUCACGGACGGAUCGUGAGCGAUGCCUUGUCGCGUGCUACACCUCGGACGCAUCGCGGCCUCGGCUAUUCGAAUAGAUUAUGCGAGAGAACCCCGGCAACUUUUAUACCUCGGUAGGAUCGGAUAGUUAGUUUCAAUUUUUUCGCGAGAAAAUACAAAAAAGCAGAGAAAAAAACAAAGAUUCGAAUUUAUUCUUCUAUGAUCGAAAGCAUCGAAACAAAUGCAGUCAAAGCUUUAUAAUGUCGACGAAGAACACGGGAAAGCGUAGCAGAGCAUAGCGUAGCUUAACGUAGCGUAGCUUAACGUAGCGUAGCUUAACGUAGCGUAGGAAAGCAAAGAGCAAAGGAAAGAAAGGAAUAUUCCUAAAAUACGAUUGCGCGUGUACGUGCUUUUUCUUCCUGCUGGUGCGCGAAGGCGCGGAAAGCUGUUGAAACGCGAAUCGGUUCCGUUCGUUGAUUAGGCGCCACUCGGCAUUAUUCUAUGGUUCCGGCAGAUCAGACGGCAACGCGAGCGAAUUCGAUUCUCGGGGAUCGGUUCGCUCGUUGAUCGGGCAAAAUAAUAAAGCUUUCACUGUACUUGUAUAUUUUUCCAUGCGAACUUUACGCGUAUCGAUAAUACUUGAGAGAAACUUGAUUCCAUCUUUGCUCAUAGUUGAUAAAAUCGCCCAUCGGCGGUUGACAUUUAUGGGCAUGAAGCGAGGGAAACUAAAUGCGGAGAUAGGGGGCAGGAUUUUGAACGCGACCGUUUCGAACGGCCGAGUUACCGCGAAUCGACCAAUUCUAUCGUAAAUUCCGGAGCGGCGUGCGCAUGUAACGAAACACUGUUAGUUGCGGAUUCGUUGAAAGAUCGCCAUGCGGUGCCGAUCGUCGUACAUAUCGCGACGGUUCGGGUAAACGCGAACCGUCUGAUCGUUCGGUGAUGGACGAUAAUCAGCAAUAUCGGCGGCAAGAAUGUUUGUAUCGAGAAAGGCGGUGAGAAAGUUCGGUGAAAAGCGGACGAUCGGGCCAGUGCCGUCUCUCGCGAAGGCAUAUUUUUUUACCGUUUACCGUUCGGCGUUCAAUGUUUAACGUUCGACGUUCGACGUCGGUCAGCUACCGAACUCUGUUCGUUUUAGAUUCAGCUAGAAGUUUAGAUUCAGCCCGCAACAAACAUACAUAUGUACUUGUACGUAAUAUCGAGGAAGAAGGCAUUGACUUCUUCAAAGAAUACUCGGAGAAUAUCGGUUCCGCGCGGACCUCCUGGCCGACUGCUCGCGACUAGAGCGAUUAUUCUCCGGCCGCGAACGGUGGAUACGAAAUAAUAAAAGAACGAGUGAGAUAGAUGUACGUAGAAAUAAGAAUGUGUGCGUGUGAUACGAUUAACCGCGGCGUGGUGGAAACGAACGGACGGGCAAGCAGGUAGAAACUGAUCCGGUUAUCCUAUAUUCAUACGAGAUGAUACCCUCGAAACGUGUAAAUAGGUAGAGGUCGAGUCGAGGAGAAAGGCGAAUGAUACGAAGCGAGAAUGAUUGUAAGCGAACAAUUCAGCGAACAUGUACGAAUAAUUGUAUAAAGACUGAUUAGACUAGCCUUGGUAUUUAUUCGAAUACACACAGGUAACCGCUAUCGCUUUGCGCGCUCUCGAAUACACGUACGCAGAGACAGGCGCGCGCGCGCACACCCACACUCGCAGGACUCGGAGACAGUAUACAGAAGACGGAAGACGGAAGACGGAAGACGCGCGCGUACAUACAGGUACACGGAGCACGAUACCAAAGUCGCCAUAUUCGCCGCAGUCGUACAGAAUCACGGUGUCGAGGUAGUACGAGUAGAUGGAUGGUAACCGCAAGAAUUGCCUCGUCGCUCGGUUCGACGCGAGCGGUCGGACCGACGACGGGAAAGCACGUCGGUCGACGCGAUUACGUGGAUUGGCAAUAGCGAGUGCUCGCGGGGCCUGUCUUCUUGCCAGGCGUACCGCGUUCGCGCGGUCCACCGAGAAAGGAAGAACCGAAACCGUCGAGCUCCGUCGGAACACCAGUGACGCUUGCACGGCCGAAUCAAAGAGAAACAGAAAAAUGGUCAGCGCGGUUCCAACAGCGACACAUUAUUAUCGUCGCGACGUAUCAAUAUUACCCGAUGCAACGUAUAAACGAAGAAAUUAGAUGUAAACUUUGUAUAUUCAUUUACCGAGAGAAUAAAGGUAAAUUACUCGACGAUAUUCAGCAGGGGCGCCGCUAAUCUUCCGUACUUGCGGUGAAAAGCUCACGACAACCCCUUGUUCCGGUUGGACGAGAAUGAAACGCAUACGACUUUUAAUACGCAUCGAUUCUUUUAUUGGUUCAACUGAACGUAUUCUUCUAAACAUAUCCGAAUGCGCGCGCGCUAAGUUCUACUUCGCAUUUAUUCCAGUGAACGGUGCGUUCGAGUUCAAAGAAGCAACAUCUCUCCCCGAACUGCUGGACGCGCAACUGAUUCUUGCAGAACGUGAUGCGCGUAAACAGACAAUAUACAUGUGUGUAUUUGCAUACGCAUCGAGUGCAUACGCACGCAGCAAUUUAGGCCCUGUUUAUACCGCUACGCGUGCCCGUUUACUCUUAGUAUAAAUAGUCUACCUACGAGGCUGCACGUGUAUACCUAGGUAUCGGUAUUUUGGUAUACGCGCGUGUACGUUCCUAUCGUUCGCGUCGUUCCUUCGACUGCACGUUUCUCGCAAUGUGUCCAUGUACAGCGCGUGUACAGAUAAUUCUGGAAAUAUGUAUAACAACGACAAGAGACGUUAACAGAGGGAGUCCCGAGUUGCGAUCCUGCAGGAAUUGAUGUCGGUCGCCUUUUAUCGCCUUUUCUAUCGCCUCGUUAUUGUUGUUUCCACAGGUUCGUUGUACGAGUCUUAUACUUUCAUCGUGUCACCGUGAAACGUUGGACGCGCGCAAUACCCGUUGCACGCGCUGCGCGUUCACGCGAUAAAUGUUAGACAAUUUGUUCGUUGAUCGUUUACCUAACUUGAAACUAAAUCUACUUGCUUUCACCUAUACAGAGAUAGUAUAAAAUGCUAUGCGACUCUACGCGUAUCUACUCGUACUCCAAUUCUAUCGGAUGGUACGCGGAACGUUUGGCUCUCGAUUACAUCGCCCAUCGAUUCAAUCCCUGCGGAGCUACUUAGAAUUAGUUAGAAGCGAUCCGCGAAUUUCUUCGUCUAUUAUUCGACUGCGAACCGUUACAAAAUUACAAACACGAAAGGUAUAGAAAAAUAUAUUGGUCUGGGUUCAUGUAGAGAGCUGUGCUGAGAGGUGUAUCUCUAUCGAGUGCGAGAUGAUUGGCAAUACAAUCGUAGAUACAACGUUCGAAAAGAUCGCGAACCGCGAGAAAUAAACCUUUUCAGAAAUCCGUUCGAUCGACUAAUGAAUCGCUAGAAAUUGUCAACCGUAAACUGUAAACCGUCAACUGUAAAUCGUAAACUCUAAAUUGUAAAAUGUAAAAUGUAAACAGAGAAUUUCUCGGGCAUUCCCUCUCAUUAAUCGCAGGUACGCGGACGUAUUGACUCGACGAAGACAAAAUAUAUGUAUUGCGUAGAGGAAGAAGGAGGCAUUCGUGAAACUUACCUACUUUGUCGCAGCUAAGCUAAACGCACAUUCUACGAUAUUAUAUAUUACGUAGUAUCGGAAUAUCUGAGAGCGUAUGCACGCGCGGGGCGCCUAUGUGUCGCAUACUAUAUAUAGUAUAGAUCACAAUAUAAAAUCUACGGUUAUACAACAGUCAACAAUGAAUGUUUGUCGGGACAUCGAUUAAACAUCGAUUAAAAAAGGUGCGUCGUUUAUGCUGUCUAUCGACGACAUAUACUUUCCGAUCCUGUACAGUGUCAGGCAACUCGACGAUUUUCGCUUGUUCACCGUUCGAAAAUUGGUGGACCCCGAUAGCUAGACAGCGACAGGUAAGAGA